AUGUCUAACCUCCCAACCUACACCGGCGGAUGGCAGCGAAUUGGCACAGGUCCAGAAGAUGGGUCCUCGGCUUUGACUUGGAAUGGCAUUAUCCCACUGCCAAAUUUGGGCCCUACCGAAGUAUUGGUCAAAUAUCAUUCACGCUCGAUGAACUACCCCGAAAUCUCCAUUGCUAAUGGUACAUUUCCAUGGCGUUUCCCCGACCGCGUGGUAGUGCCUGGUUCCGAUGGUGCUGGUGAGGUGAUUGGGACAGGCGCUCUUGUUUCAAGCUUCACUGUGGGAGACAAAGUGAUCCUCCAACAUUACCCGGGGUUUCACAACGGACCAGCGCCUCCAAAUAAUCAAAAGAUUCCAGGUACCCACAUGGACGGGACACUCGCGGGGCAUGGGGUCUGGGAUCAAUCGGCGCUUCUUCCAAUGCCCGCAUAUUUAACCUACGAAGAGGCUGCUACAUUACCCUGCUCUGCUCUCACUGCUUGGAACUGUCUCUUCGGACUCACGCCAGUCAAGGCGGGUGACUAUGUGCUCACCCAGGGCUCUGGCGGGGUGUCGGUGUUCGCUAUCCAGUUUGCUUUGAAAGCAGGCGCCAUAGUGAUCGCCACAACGUCCUCGGACGAGAAAUCAGCAAAAUUGCGGGCCUUGGGUGCGCAGCAUGUCAUUAACUACAGGGCUCACCCAGAUUGGGGUGUAAAAGCUCGGGAAAUAGCAAAAAGUAGGGGCGGUUGUCAAAAGGUAAUUGAUAUUGGCGGUGCAGGGACGAUUGAUCAAAGCUUCAAGUGUGUGUCUCGUGGUGGGGAGAUCUCCAUUGUGGGAUUCGUCACCGGAGGUCGCUACAAGGACGGCCCAAACUUACUUUCUCCACUGCUACAAGUAUGCACUGUCCGUGGAGUCGAAGUUGGCAAUCGGCUCCAGUUCGAGGAGAUGAUGCAGUUCAUGGAGGCAUGGAAGAUUCGGCCGGUCUUGGAAGAGCGCCGGUUUGCGCUCAAGGAUGUGAAGGAAGCCUACAAGUACUUCUGGAAAGGAUCGCACGUUGGUAAGAUGGUCAUUACAAAUAGCUAA
Molecule: messenger RNA, 1059 nt
Organism: Aspergillus wentii DTO 134E9
Lineage: Eukaryota; Fungi; Ascomycota; Eurotiomycetes; Eurotiales; Aspergillaceae
Product: zinc-dependent alcohol dehydrogenase family protein
Exons: 2
Coding region: 1-1059 (352 amino acids)
Molecular function (GO): oxidoreductase activity
Source: RefSeq, a predicted model, not a curated record